GCAUCUCAGAAGUGAGGCCGGUGCAGACUUAGGGUAGUCCCAGGGCGGAAACCCCAAAGUAGGUUGAAGCAGGUGGUUGCUCCUCCCCCAUGGGGAGACCUCUCCCUGGUGGUCGCUGGAGCCAUGCUGUCCCGCAAAGGCAUCAUCCCUGAGGAGUAUGUGCUGACGCGGCUAGCAGAGGACCCGACAGAGCCCCGGUACCGUGCCCGUGAGCGGAGAGCCCGUUUCGUGUCCAAGAAUGGCAACUGCAACGUGGCCCACAAGAACAUCCGGGAGCAAGGUCGCUUCCUGCAGGACGUGUUCACCACGCUGGUGGACCUCAAGUGGCCAUACACGCUGCUCAUCUUCACCAUGUCCUUCCUGUGCAGCUGGCUGCUCUUUGCCAUGGUCUGGUGGCUCAUCGCCUUCGCCCACGGUGACCUGGCCCCUGGUGAGGGUGCUGCUGUGCCCUGCGUCACCAGCAUCCACUCCUUUUCAUCUGCCUUCCUUUUCUCCAUUGAGGUACAGGUGACCAUCGGUUUCGGCGGGCGCAUGGUGACCGAGGAGUGCCCUCUGGCCAUCCUGAUCCUCAUUGUGCAGAACAUCGUGGGGCUCAUGAUCAAUGCCAUCAUGCUGGGCUGCAUCUUCAUGAAGACUGCCCAGGCCCACCGGCGGGCUGAGACCCUCAUCUUCAGCAAGCAUGCGGUCAUCGCCCUGCGCCACAGCCGCCUCUGCUUCAUGCUGCGUGUGGGCGACCUCCGCAAGAGCAUGAUCAUCAGCGCCACCAUCCACAUGCAGGUGGUGCGCAAGACCACCAGCCCUGAGGGCGAGGUGGUACCCCUCCACCAGGUGGACAUCCCCAUGGAGAAUGGCGUGGGAGGCAAUAACAUCUUCCUGGUGGCUCCCCUCAUCAUCUACCACGUCAUUGACGCCAACAGCCCACUCUAUGACCUGGCGCCCUGCGACCUGCACCACCAUCAGGACCUUGAGAUCAUCGUCAUACUGGAAGGUGUGGUGGAAACCACGGGCAUCACCACCCAGGCCCGCACCUCCUACCUGGCCGACGAGAUCCUGUGGGGCCAGCGCUUUGUACCCAUCGUGGCCGAGGAGGAUGGCCGCUACUCUGUGGACUACUCCAAGUUUGGCAAUACCAUCAAAGUGCCCACGCCGCUCUGCACGGCCCGCCAGCUGGAUGAGGACCCCAGCCUGCUGGAUGUCCUGACCCUCGCCCGCGGGCCCCUGCGCAAGCGCAGCAUGGCCGUGGCCAAGGCCAAGGCCAAGUUCAGCAUCUCUCCAGAUUCCCUGUCCUGA
Molecule: messenger RNA, 1290 nt
Organism: Lipotes vexillifer (Yangtze River dolphin)
Lineage: Eukaryota; Metazoa; Chordata; Mammalia; Artiodactyla; Lipotidae
Gene: KCNJ11
Product: potassium inwardly rectifying channel subfamily J member 11
Exons: 1
Coding region: 124-1290 (388 amino acids)
Biological process (GO): potassium ion import across plasma membrane; regulation of monoatomic ion transmembrane transport
Cellular component (GO): plasma membrane
Molecular function (GO): ATP-activated inward rectifier potassium channel activity
Source: RefSeq, a predicted model, not a curated record